Bolinopsis microptera is the source of this 2196-nucleotide messenger RNA. RefSeq names its product mucin-2-like. The record is from RefSeq and is a predicted model, not a curated record. Lineage: Eukaryota; Metazoa; Ctenophora; Tentaculata; Lobata; Bolinopsidae. The transcript has 6 exons. Bases 34 to 1425 code for a protein of 463 amino acids.
GGAGACUCUACAGUAGAUCCGCAGGAGGAGGUUAUGGAAUCUGAAGGGGGCGAAAAAGCAGAAAAUCCAUUGCUCUAUCAAAGAGAAAUCGAGCAGAGUGGGAACAAGACUUGUGGCAGAGUAGAGGAGAAGGCUGAGUUGAGCAGACGUGACAUUACACUAAGAGAUGCUACACCACAUAGACUAAAUGCAGAGACUGAAAUCAUUAAGUCAGAGGAGGGGAAGGGACCAUCUCCGAUCAAGACAUCUAAACCUUUUGAUCUGUACCCUAGUUUGAGUGUGUCACAAACAGCAUUUUCGGAUACUUCCUCGGUACUUUCUCCAGCCAGCAGCAGCGAGAAUUACAAUGAACCUCUAAAUCUCAGUACAGAUAUGGAGUUUACUGACAGUGAGACUGAAGCGAGACAUGCUGUAUGUAACAUCUCCUCUCACAGUGGACUAAACAUUAACAAUAGUAAUGUUACUUCACACACCAAACCUAAAGUUCAGCUCCCUUCUUUCUCCCCACAGAGGUUUCCGCAGUCAAUGUCUCCAUUACACGUAUCGGCUGGUUACGCUUCACCAGCUACCAGUAUCCAUGGCAACCAAUCCCCCACACGUUCAUUUCUCCCGGACGGUUUAUCGGAGAACAUCUCAGCUGUCAGAGUUAAAGUUAGAUCCCGUCACGCUAGUUUCUCGACACCCCCAAAAUCACCGGCCGAUUCUCAGUGGAGAUUAUUUAAAGUUAACAGAGACAUGAAGGAGGAAACCUUUGACGAUAUAAACGGAGAAAGGAAUUUCACACAGAGCCUAACUUUGAAGAAUGUUUGCGAUGCUAAACUAAAUGUAUCGGAUAAAGAAGACGGAAUAUCCCAAGUAUCCAGUUGUCCCUCCUCCCCACGACACCUGGGCUCCCCUGUUCGCAGUCUCACUUCUCCUGCUCGCCCUCCUGCUGUGUCCCCCGUACGCCCGGCUAUCCUCCCCGUUAAUUCCCCUGCUCGUCCCCUGCGUUGUCAUGGUAACGUGGAGCAGCGCCUCCCCCCUCACCGCAGCACCACCCCUUCUCCCUCACCCCCUUUCUCUACUCCACCCACCCUCCCUGCACGAUGCGUCUCUCCUAACUCCUUCACCCGGGCCAGUUCCUUCACUUUAAAGAGGAAGAUAGUGGAGCCGGAUUGUGCUAGUCCUCCCAAGAGACCGUGUACCAUGGGACUGGGGCACAGGUCCCCUACAGUAGAAUACAGGGCCAGGAACCACAGCCCGGCUCCUCUUUCUCCGCUAGCAGUCAGCUCCCAGUCUGCCCCUGAGGGCGAGGUGGUGAGAGAGGUUCCCAUUCACCUCCUGGACAAGAUAGAGCUAAUGAGCGAGCAUUUCAGUGCCAACACCAGCGACAACAGCUCUGAUUCGUCAGAUAGUCCUCCUAGAAACAUUAGAUUAACGGGCUGAGACCACGUAACCAUAACAACCACUGCACGUGGUAUGACGUCACAUUACGCGACUUGAGAUUAUGACUUGGUAGACUGGACCUCUGUCUCAAUUUCGAUAGUGAUUAUUGGUUUCGUGAAGGUUAAAUUCAGUCAAGUCAAGUUGAUACUCAGAGAAAAUUUGUGUAGAACUGAGCACCCGCCAGUUUGAUAACUUGAGACUGGUAAAAAUAAGUCACAACAAAGAAGGACCCGGUGCCUGCUCAAAGUGGGACACUGUGCAGAUAUAAUUACGUUCAAUUUUAUUUGAUUUUUUGCAAUUUCAGCCGCGGCAGAUAUGUAACUUUAUCACGAGUAGUAGUCAUCUCUGCAUAGAAUCAAGAAAUUUGAUUCUCUACAUAAAAUCUUUUUGGGUAAGUUUUUUGGUUAAUCGAUAUCUCACAAGUCAAAGCUAACUUUUUCGACAAAUUUAUUUGAGAACAUUAUUCCAACUAAUAGCACUAGUAGCUGUUUUUACGUAGAGAACUUCGUGUUACCAUGGUUACUAAACCUGGCUACCAUUACUUAUCGUGACUACUAUUAGUGUUAUCUAUUGUAACUUGUUCAUUUAACAAUGUUUUGAAAGGGAUGAAGUCUAGCUAUUUAGUUAGUGUCUAUGUUACGACUUUAGGUUUUUGUUUACAAAUUGUGGUAUAAAUUGGCAGAUUAGAUAAAAUUACUUUUCGAGGAGGUGGAGGCUAGGGCUUGGUAUGGAAGUUUAAAUAAGUUCUGCUCCAAAAUGGGGUGAUGGACA